Messenger RNA from Microthlaspi erraticum, 720 nucleotides. The record is from the annotation of a GenBank genome assembly. NCBI's taxonomy places the organism in Eukaryota, Viridiplantae, Streptophyta, Magnoliopsida, Brassicales, Brassicaceae.
AUGUCUUACCCAUAUCAUCUCGCGCUUGCGGAGACUGAUGUAAGCUCGAGGAACUUCUGUAAUUUGAUUGAUGCCGCCGUUAUGCUAUACGAAGAAGAGCACCGUAACAAAGGAAAAUCCAAAUGCCACACGAAGACAACUCCCUCUGAAGAAGAAGAGAGUGACAAGAUGAGUUUCUUACAUAACUUCCGGAGAAAAAGAAGGUCUUCGGUUGCUUCUAGUAGAAGAAACCCGGAACAAAACCACGAAAACUUAAAUGGUGCUUCUACUUCUUCAUCGCUCGUCGAGCUGAACACAAUCUCCGUUGAUUCUAACCCACGAAACCCUCUUCAGUGGCUUCCUUCUUCUUCAUCAUCAUCAUCGCUUCUCAACCAACAAAACCCUCCUUCUUCUUCAACCUUACUCGUCGAAGACAACACGCCUGAGUUAUACAAGAAGGAGAUGACGAUAAUCCCACCAAACCCUAAUUCCCAAUCGUGCAAAACAAGCAACACAAAGCGCAAGAGACGUGCCGUGCAAGAGACUAGUACCACUACUGUUAUUAAUUCCAAGAAACCAAAGCUUACUCCUUAUUUGUGGAAAGGGAAAGAAGCUCCAGAGUGGCUUGUCCAAUUGAUUAAAGACAUGGAGGAACAUGAAGGGAGAGCCUCAGAACUUAUCCGGUCCUGCCUGGGGCCUUCAGUCUCAGAAGCCCGAGGCUCAUCUUUGAGAAGACUCUGA